UGUCUGCUUUCGUGAUGGGUCAGCGACUCAGUGAGGACUCUGAUGAUACAGAGAUUGAUGUUGCUGAACUGCAGGAGUGGUAUAAAAAGUUUGUGGUAGAAUGUCCGAGCGGGACCCUGUUCAUGCACGAGUUCAAGAGCUUCUUUGGGGUAACUGAUAACCCGGAAGCAGCAGAUUACAUAGAAAACAUGUUCCGUGCAUUUGACAAAAAUGGGGACAACACUAUUGAUUUUUUGGAAUACGUUGCAGCCUUGAAUCUUGUGCUUCGAGGAAAGCUGGAGCACAAAUUAAAAUGGACUUUUAAAAUGUAUGACAAGGAUGGUAGUGGCUGCAUUGACAAAACCGAGCUAAAGGAGAUUGUCGAGUCAAUCUAUAGACUAAAGAAAGCCUGUCACGGUGAACUUGAUGACGAAUGCAACCUACUGACCCCAGAUCAGGUGGUGGACCGAAUAUUUGAGCUAGUGGACGAGAAUGGAGAUGGGGAGUUGUCUCUGGAUGAGUUCAUUGACGGGGCACGACGUGACAAGUGGGUCAUGAAGAUGCUGCAGAUGGAUGUUAACCCUGGAGAGUGGAUCAAUGAACAACGACGCAGGAGCGACAACUUUUGAAUAAGCCCUUAAACCUUUACCAUAAGCCUGUCCCUUAAACCUAGCACACAUAGCACAGAUAAUAUAUAGCUUCUCAAUUAGAAAUGUUAGCACCGCGAACAUUAAUGUUAGUUCUCAUCAUCUUUUUUUAUGAAAUAAGGUGUGAAGUGUGAUUUCCGGAUUCUCCACUAGUUCCUGCGAAACGCGAGAUCCAGGGGGCCAGGUUGUCUCUAGAUCCAGUCUACUCCCAUUGCAUUGUGAUUGGUCGACACUGGAUCUAGUCUCCUCCUACUUCGUCUUGAUUUGUCGAUUGGUGGACACGUCAUACACCUGUUGUUCCUCUACCAUUUCCGGAUUAAGUUUUAACUAAAGUUUUUAAUUUGACAGAAAAACAUGGUUUGCUUGUUGAAACUUGCUGAAGACAAAAAUUAUUUACUAUCGUGUUUUAAAUAACAUAUUUUAUACGUUUUAGGGUAAGGGUUUGGGUUAGAGUACUUUUAAUAACGUAUUUUUUACAUAUAGGUUCAGGGUAAGGCUAAGUGUAUUUUGAUUACAUUAAUAAGAUAUAAAAACUUUGGCGACCACGGUUUGCAACUUAACUCUCCAAAUCACGCUAUAAGUAUAUAAAGUGGGAGGAGUCAGAUCCAACCACACGCCCCCUGGAUGUCGUGUUCUUCAGUGAGGACCGUCUUGCAUAAUGAUUCGUGUCUCUGUUAAUUCCUCUUCGUUUCUUAUACUCACAGUCUAUUUCUCAUCCUUCAUUGCUGUGUAUAUAUAUAUUGAUGUUUUCUUUAUGUAUUGCUGUCGAACAUUUGUCAAAAGCUGUCAAACUCUGUGGAUGUAAUGCAUUUGGAUUUAAUUUCAGAUAUUACACAAUCACAUAGGAUACUGUAAUAACACGUAUCGACAAUAUGUUGUCAUAUCU
Triplophysa dalaica is the source of this 1512-nucleotide messenger RNA. It is a transcript of the gene guca1b, whose product is annotated as guanylate cyclase activator 1B. The record is from RefSeq and is a predicted model, not a curated record. Gene Ontology annotation, cellular component: cone photoreceptor outer segment; photoreceptor inner segment. Bases 15 to 608 code for a protein of 197 amino acids. Gene Ontology annotation, biological process: visual perception. Gene Ontology annotation, molecular function: calcium sensitive guanylate cyclase activator activity; calcium ion binding. The transcript has 4 exons. NCBI's taxonomy places the organism in Eukaryota, Metazoa, Chordata, Actinopteri, Cypriniformes, Nemacheilidae.